Messenger RNA from Penicillium nucicola, 2430 nucleotides. Its product is annotated as putative C6 finger domain protein. Gene Ontology annotation, molecular function: zinc ion binding; DNA-binding transcription factor activity, RNA polymerase II-specific. The transcript is spliced from 4 exons. Gene Ontology annotation, cellular component: nucleus. Bases 1 to 2430 code for a protein of 809 amino acids. The record is from RefSeq and is a predicted model, not a curated record. Lineage: Eukaryota; Fungi; Ascomycota; Eurotiomycetes; Eurotiales; Aspergillaceae.
AUGAACUCUCGCGAGCAAUCUGACAUGCCUCCGGCGCCCUCUUACCCAUCGCCCAAUGGUGCGCAGAUGGCCCAGGGCGCCAUGCCAUAUUAUGGGAACCGCCAAAUGACCACCGACGAAUUGCUUUCCGCGGAACUGUCGCGCGAGGCCUCCGGUCCUGGCCUUGGAGAGUCGAACAAUGGCGUUCACCAUGGCCAGUCCAUGGUGCUUGGUUCCUCUAAUGCCGGCGAUAUGGGCCGUAACUCGUCGGAGGAUCAACACCAGCACCAGCAUAUGCUCCAAUUCCCUCCGAGUCAACAGGUUGGCGUAGACCCGAACCACGACCUAAGCUAUGGCGAGCAGAGUGCGCGGAAGCGAUCCAAGAUCUCACGAGCGUGUGACGAAUGUCGGCGCAAAAAGGUUCGAUGCGACGCGAGCUCGGAAACUGGUCUCGAGACAUGCUCCAACUGUCGGCGUCUAGGCGUUGUAUGUCAAUUCAGUCGCGUCCCGAUGAAGCGUGGUCCUAGUAAAGGUUAUAUCAAGGAACUUGCUGAGCGCCUCCAUACCUUGGAGAACCAGAUGCAACCUGGAAUCGUCCAACCCGAUGUGCCAUACCAGUCUAUGAACGAAGUGUCGCUACCAAGAGGAUACCAGGAUUUCGCAUCCCCCGUGGAAUCAACCUCGGGUAAUCGCAAGAGAACCUACUCUGUCUUCGAAGGUCUGCCCAGCUCCUCGUUCGCGCAGCCGUCUUUCAAUGCCCGCGUCUCGCAAAAUGCUUUCGAUACCUCUGAAACAACUGCAGACCCAUACAAUCCAACGGUUGCCAAUGGAAGCGCACCGAAACCAGGCAAUCUUUUCUGGAACCCGACUGGCCACGAGAACGACCUCCCAAGCGGGCUUGAGAUGACCGACUUGCCUAAGCAUGAAGGCGAUGAUGACAUGAGCCCGGUGACUCUCGAUGAAGGUGCUCUUGAUGCGUACUACCAAAAGAUCCAUACUCUUCUGCCAAUUCUUCCCCAUACCAAGGACCGCACAUUGGAGCUUCUGCACCAAUGCAAUCGAGAGGCGCAGGAAAUUUUCUGCUAUGCCUUGUAUAGCGCAACCCGCACUGACUUGACUCGUGUUGCUGGUAAUUUCGAGAAAAUCAAUGGUUUCGAUAACGCGCAGGAUCUUCUCCUCUUCCACACCCGCCAGCCAUUGAUGGUCCAGUCGACCCCUGUCAACCUUGUCUGGCUACAAUCCUUGCUGCUCAUGAUCAUUGACAGUGACACCCGUGGACCAGACAACUUUGUCUUGAAAGAUGGUGUGCCCAAGGGUAGCCUUGUGCAGGCAGCUAACAAGCUUGGCUACGAUCUGGCGAAAAGCCAGGGUCAACUGAAGAACAAGCGUUCUUCGGAUUCUGAUGUUGACUCGGAUGCCAACCUCACCCGACGCAACUGGGUUUCCCUGGUUAUUCUGGCACGCUGGUAUGCUAUCAGUGUUGCGGAUGUGACUGUUUUGGGUGGCCACGAGAUUGGCGGCCGGGAGGAUGAAAAGGUCGUCGGUCAGAUUACAAGUGGAAUCGCCUCAUAUUCGACCUUCCUCUCGGAAAUGGUAACCCUGGCCAACGUCGAUCAUAAUGUCUGCCAAACAAACACAGGCCUAGGCCGCAUCGUCGGCGCAAAUCUUGUCUCCUCUCUAGAACGCCUAGCCGAAAUGGAAGAUGUAUUCCAAGUACACGAACUCCCCGAAAACGCCACAACGCGCCCCCUAUAUGAAAGCCUCCAAACCCAGCUCUACUGGACAGUCCGCCUCCUAAUCAAACGUCACGUCUACGUCUACAGCCCCUACGAAAUCAUCUUCUGCGCCCAGGAAGUCAUCACCGAAAUGCACAAGGCAACCAUGCAAAACAGACUCCCCUCCCCCUUCGACCUGCACAGUCUAGCCCUAGCCUCAAUGACCCUCCUCGAAGCAACCGUUCUCCCAGAACACGCAUCAGAGUGCUGGGCUUCCCUAGACAAACUGGAAGAAAUCCUCGAACGCCGCGCUAAGCGGAACGCCGACCCCUCGGAGUUCGCUAACAUCUUCGCGACUCCAGAGUGGGAUUCCAAGAUCCGCAUUUUCCUUGAGUGGCGCCGUAUCAAGUCCCAGGAGAGCCAGCUCCAGGAAGCGGAUCUCGGCCUUGGUGCUGGCACUGGCACCAAGGGCGGCCAGCCGCCUAUGGGGCCAAAUGAACAGCGCUCGCUUCAGCACCUGGCUGAUUUGGCGGUUGGUGCCGAGGGCUCUGUUGGUAAUGGGCCUUCGACACCUCCGCCUGGUCUCCAUGAACAUGGUGAACCUUCGCCUAACCUGAACCCCCAGCUGGCGCAGUCGCAGGCUGGGUCUGGGCGGGUUAUCGUUGACUUUACUAUGUUGACCAAGGAGGGCUAUCUUAAUGUCUUUUCUGGGUUGAUCUAUCGUCGCACUCGUUGA